AUGGCGGAUGCCGGAAUGGACGAGUUUGCGCAGACUCGUGGCGCCGACGAUCUCUUUGACGAUGAGAUUAUUCCUGUCUCGGCGGAGGAACAGCAGAUCGAGACGGAGGUGGUUCCGGAGGUAGAGCGAGCACCCUCGGAAGAGAAGCCUCAGCCCGAGAAGCCGGCUUCACCGCGUGGUGAGCCCGCACAACGAGGACGUGGGGGAGAACGUGGGCGAGGACGUGGACGUGGCCGGGGCAGAGGUGGACGCGGCGGACGCGAGUCGCAACCGACUGAGCAGAAACGAACCGAGAGCGUGCCACAGAAGAACGGGACUGCGAAGAAAGGACUCGAGACUAGCCGGUGGGCGUCACAGGAAGAGACACCUGAGAAGCCUCAGGAGCCAGAGAAGGAACAGCCUGUUCAAGACGACGGGGAGAAGGCCGAUGCGCUUGCAGAUGAUACAGAACCAGCACGCGUUCCAGCCGUCCGGGGAGACCGAAGUGCCACCGGCGGCGUCAGGAAGCCCAAACUCACCGAGGAAGAACUCACUAAGCGCAUGGCCGCGGCGAAAGAGCAUGCCGCUAAGAAGGCGGCCGCCCAUGCUCGGGCACAGGCCGAUCAAGCCUCAUUCAUGGAGCGAGAGCAAGCUGCAGCUAAGAAACGGCGCGAGGAGCUUGCAGCCCGUCGCGUUAUGGACAACGAGCGCGAACAAAACCGACAACGCAAGCUCAAGGCACAAACCGGCCGUGAAUGGGAUUCCCAGAAGCUCGAAGAGGACUACAACCCCCGAGGAGCUGGCAGCCAAAAUCGGCGUGGUAUGCACGGUGGCGUCUCUGGCUACACUCGACGGGACUUCGAAGCCGCUUCGCCUGAGGAUGGCGCUGCUGACCUGCUGAGCCCCGGCCGUGGACGUGGACGCGGUGGCCGUGGAGGUCGAGGCCGAGGACCGUCGCGCGGACCCAAGGGCGAGCGUGCUUCAUCGAAGGAGCCGACGGGAAAGCCUGCUGUUGGCAAUGAGUCGGAGUUCCCUGCUCUUCCUGCUGGCAAGAAACCCGAAGAUUCUCCCAAGCCUGCGGUGGCGACCAGCUCUCUGGAAAAACCCUCGAUGGAGAAGCUGGAGGCUACCAUGUCCCCAGUCACAGGCAGCUGGGCCGACCAGGUUGACGAGUGA
Messenger RNA from Penicillium argentinense, 1155 nucleotides. RefSeq lists its product as uncharacterized. Lineage: Eukaryota; Fungi; Ascomycota; Eurotiomycetes; Eurotiales; Aspergillaceae. The coding region runs from base 1 to 1155 and encodes 384 amino acids. The record is from RefSeq and is a predicted model, not a curated record. The transcript is spliced from 2 exons.